GGCGUCACACGCUCAGCUGUCCGGCCACUGUUGACAGUAAUGGAAGGUAGAGUAACCAGAGGCAGUGGGAGAAGAGGUGGCCGCGGUGGAAACGACGGCAACAGUUUUGGUGGUGAACGCCGAGGGAGAGGAGGCCACCACCGCGGGCGGGGUAAACGAGAACAUCAUCGCGGCCGUGGACGUGGAGGAGGCGCCCAUGCUGCUGAAUUCCAUCAGCGGGACCAAGAUGAAGGGGACAGUUAUCAGGAGGACGAUGAUAGCACACAGGUGUUCUCCAGGAGGAAGCUGGAGUCAAACUGGGACCGGUACGAGGAGUCGGAGAGGCCAGAGCCGGAUGAUGACACGCCUACUCAGAGAGGAACAGACUUUCAUGUGUUGCUGGCCUCAGCAGGGGAUUCGUUCACGCAUUUCCGGUUUGCAGAAGAAAAAGAAUGGGAGAUGGACCAGCUUGAUAUCAGUCAGAUGGCAGGGAUUGUUUUGGACCUCCCAGCUCUUACCCAGAUUCUUCAAGAAGUGCCUUUGCAUCAGAAACUCGACCUGGAGCCCGAGUUGAUUCAGGUCUCAGCACCAGUAGAGUUGCCCAGUAUGACUCUAGCACCUAAACAGGAAGUGCCAAAAAUGUCCAAAUUCACACCUCCAUCCACAGCUUCAAAAAGCCUCAGCAUCAGCCAGAAAGUCCCCGUGGAUGCAAACCCAGUGGGGGGCUCAGGCUCACAGCUUUCUUCCUCAGCUGCUGCUACUGAGACUCUGGUGGAUGAUGCUGAUGAAGAGCUGGACAACCUGCUCAACUUACAGAAACCAGUGUCAGGUGAUGUAGGAAACGAGCCUGUCAGCGGUGCAGAAAUGGAGAGCGCUGUUAAAGAGAAGGAAUGUGAGGAAGUGAAAGACGUGACAGCAAAGCCAAUAGAAGAGAAGAUGAUGGAGGUGAUGAAGGACAAAGACAUCGCACCUCCACAGUCUGCGCCCAGCAAACAGGAAAUGACUGAGGAAGACCUGGAGGACUGGCUCGACAGCAUGAUCUCCUGACCCUCAGGGAACUUGGUCAUGGCAGUUCAAUCGCUUCAACUUCCAUCCUUUGAAAAAUUACGUCCACCUGGAAGUUUAUGAUGCUAAAGUUUGAUGCUUCCUCGUUUCACACGGACCUGCCCCCCCCCCCGUGCUGUAAGAGAGGCAAUAUGUUUUGUUUUGGAGGUGUAAAGGUUGGGACAGUACAUCUCGAACAUUUGUGAGUGUAUGUCAAAACGUUCCUGGAGCACACCCUGUUUCAGAGAGAAUUCUCUGUUCCCUGUGAAAGUUUUGACUCUGGAGUGUUUUGCUUCAGAGGAUUGGUGACAGACGGGUAGUGAAAGAGGUCACAGACGACACGUUUGGUUCACUGCGUCACUUACUUUAUUCAUUUUCUUCCCCUCAUCAAAAAAGAAGUGCAGUUUACCAAAGCUACUACAUACAUAUAAAUGGCCAGACAAGAGCGGGUAACCAGUUUGUCGUCAAUAAAUUCUCAACCCAA
Molecule: messenger RNA, 1507 nt
Organism: Maylandia zebra (zebra mbuna)
Lineage: Eukaryota; Metazoa; Chordata; Actinopteri; Cichliformes; Cichlidae
Gene: aven
Product: apoptosis, caspase activation inhibitor
Biological process (GO): negative regulation of G2/M transition of mitotic cell cycle
Source: RefSeq, a predicted model, not a curated record